CACGCGUUGCAAAGGGGGCACGCGCCAGAGGAGCGCAUAGGCCACCGAAAUCUACCUUCGGUCGGGACGAUUGACUCCCCGGGGUACCGCGAAGACGUCAUUGUAAGUAUAUGGCGUAUUGUAAAUCAAAUAUUGCGCAAAACACUCGCACGCAAGCGCUGAAGUGCUGGCCGAAACCAAAUCUUCCUUGUGGACACUGCUGUCACUUACCCGUUAUGGAAGGAGACACGAAACAUUCCAGGAGCCCCAACGAGAAUGUUUUUUCGAGGAAUCAGUUGGAUGUCUUCGAAAGGUGGUUCAGAGCAGGUGACAGCAACGGAGAUGGACGGCUGGACGUCGAAGACUUUAAACGCGUCUGGACGAGUUUACACAUGGACAUCACUCACAUGUCGGCAAAGUGGCUUAUCGCUCUGGUGGAUGACAAUAAGGACGGCAAACUCAACUUUGGCGAGUUCGUCUACCUCUGGGUGUUGGCACUAGAAAGCCCAGAGUUUCAGUCUACUCCCGAAGGUGCUUCCAUGAUAAGGACCAUGCAACUCUAUGGCAUUAUCCCUGGCAUGGAAAAUGCAUGUUGUAAAAAGGCAGCCUGCUAUACUUUGAAUCCUUGGCUGCAGCAGGAGCGACCAUUUGAUCAGGGGGAUGACAGAUGCCCUUUGGAGCCUUCUGCACCACAUUCGCAUCUUGCUGAAGCGAAGCAUCUUUGCGAAGAAGCUGCAAAACAACGUGCAGCAUUCAUUGCCAAAGCAAAGUCUGUUUAUGAAGGGCACACUGCAGCAAAAUACCAGAUACAAGCAGAACGCAGGGCAGAAUUCAUAAAAUGGGCGCGAAGCACCUUCGAGGAUACCCAAGUAGUAAACCAACGCCAAGCUGUAGCAGCAGACGCUAACCAGCAGGUUACUUACCACGAUCCCGCUGUAUGCACGGUGUUGUCAAGGUCUUCUCCUGCCAUUAGUGAAUUUUCCCUGGAUCAAUGCUCCUUCCUUGCCGAUUGGUUUCACAGGUGGGACAAUAACAGGGACGGUCUCCUGGACCACGGUGAAAUUGCGAACAUGUUCCGGUCUUUGAGGAUUCCUGUGACUCCUGGAGCCCUCCAUGCAAUAAUGAACUACUUCGACGAAGACAUGGAUGGGAAGCUUAACUUUCGAGAGUUUCUCCUUCUGUGGCGUGCAGCUAUUUAUGAUCCCGAUUUUAGGCGCACAGCCGAAGGCUGCAAGAUGGCGAAGCAAAUGCGCAUUCAUAACCUUACGCCUAACACCUCACGCGCAGCAUGGUAAGACGCGCCGGUCCCUCUUCAACGACGAGGUUCUGCGUUUGAAAUGGUCACAGCAGGGUGUGCGAGUCAAUAAAUUCGUAAAUUUAUCGCCACAGCACAUAGUGUAGCGGCAGUUCCAAGCUACGAAGCGACUGUGUACUACAAAGUUGGUGUGAAAAAAUAAAUUUCGAGUGGUAUA
Messenger RNA from Ornithodoros turicata, 1451 nucleotides. RefSeq lists its product as uncharacterized. NCBI's taxonomy places the organism in Eukaryota, Metazoa, Arthropoda, Arachnida, Ixodida, Argasidae. Gene Ontology annotation, molecular function: calcium ion binding. The record is from RefSeq and is a predicted model, not a curated record. Bases 111 to 1274 code for a protein of 387 amino acids. The transcript is spliced from 8 exons.